Molecule: messenger RNA, 439 nt
Organism: Microplitis mediator
Lineage: Eukaryota; Metazoa; Arthropoda; Insecta; Hymenoptera; Braconidae
Product: histone H2A
Exons: 1
Coding region: 34-411 (125 amino acids)
Cellular component (GO): nucleosome
Molecular function (GO): structural constituent of chromatin; protein heterodimerization activity; DNA binding
Source: RefSeq, a predicted model, not a curated record
GUAUUGAUACUUUUAAUUUCAAAACUCAUCAUCAUGUCUGGUCGUGGUAAAGGAGGAAAGGCAAAGGGAAAGUCAAAGACUCGUUCAAGUCGCGCUGGACUCCAGUUUCCAGUCGGUCGUAUCCAUCGUAUGUUGCGCAAAGGCAACUACGCAGAACGUGUUGGAGCUGGCGCUCCAGUCUACCUCGCAGCUGUUAUGGAAUAUCUGGCCGCUGAAGUUCUCGAGUUGGCAGGCAACGCUGCUCGUGACAACAAGAAGACUCGUAUCAUCCCACGUCAUCUCCAGCUGGCCAUCCGUAACGACGAGGAGUUGAACAAACUUCUCUCUGGAGUCACCAUCGCUCAAGGUGGAGUUCUACCCAACAUCCAAGCUGUCUUGUUGCCCAAGAAAACCGAAAAAAGCAGCUCUUAAAUUGACCAUCGAUUCAAAUUCAAAACAA